This is a messenger RNA of Aphanomyces invadans, 1400 nucleotides long. RefSeq lists its product as hypothetical. The transcript is spliced from 7 exons. The coding region runs from base 469 to 1344 and encodes 291 amino acids. Gene Ontology annotation, biological process: carnitine biosynthetic process. The record is from RefSeq and is a predicted model, not a curated record. Lineage: Eukaryota; Oomycota; Saprolegniomycetes; Saprolegniales; Verrucalvaceae. Gene Ontology annotation, cellular component: mitochondrion. Gene Ontology annotation, molecular function: oxidoreductase activity.
UAAGUUACAUUGGGCAACAAUGUGGCGACGGCACGUGAGCUCGAUGCGGCGCUGCGCCGGCAUUCAUUGGGCAAUCCAUUGCCGCCCCGCCUCCUCACUUCAAGUUGUGAAUGCCACGACGAGUGCGGACAAGCUAGACGUGACGUGGGCCGACGGGCAUCGGUCGUCGGUUGACUUGUUCCAUCUUCGAGCGUGGUGCACGUGCCCUCAGUGCCAACAUAGCACAGGCCAACGGCUUCUCAACAUCACCGACGCCCCACCGGCGCCGCGAGUGGCAUCAGUCCAAGUUGCACCCGACAAUGCUGGCGUCCAUAUCAAGUGGGCAACUGGCCCCCAAGCUGACGCACUGCCUCACGCGACGCAUUUCUCGUCGGCGACCAUUCGCCAGCUCGUUUCCGCCCCUGCCUCCAACUCGUCCCCGCGUGCGCUGCCGUACGUACGGGCCAUGUCUCGCCGAGCCCUUACACUAUGCGUGUUGUGCGCAGCUCCACCACGCCAGUAUCGUCGGUAGAAUUCACCGCGCUUUCCUGUGACGACGGUGUAUUUGCGCUGUGCGAGCACAUCCAUCGAGAUGGGCUCGCAAUUGUGCGAAACGUGCCCAGUACCUCAGGCACCGUCCGGCUCGUUGCCGAGCGCAUCGCUCCGAUCUCGCACACUCACCUGUACGGAUCUGUGUUUGAUGUUGUGGCCGAGCAUAACCCCGUCAACAUUGCGUACACUUCGGCACGUCUCAAGCUUCACUUGGACUUGGCAUACUACGAGUCGCCUCCGGGCCUUCAGCUGCUCCAUGCCCUUCGCUACGAUGCCUCUGUUCAAGGCGGCCACUCGACUUUUCGAGACACGUUUGACGCCGCUGAAACAUUCCGCCAGCGCCAUCCUGACCACUUUCAAGUGCUGGCUCGCGUGCCGGCUACGUUCCAGAAGAUUCACACCGACCGCAAGACCCCCGCCAUCAUGGAGUACCAUCGGCCGCACAUCGCAGUAAACCACCGCGACGAGGUGACAGCGGUGUUCUGGAGCCCGCCGUUUGAGGGACCGCCGACCCGCAUUCCCCCGGCCGACAUGGCGGCGUACUAUGCGGCAUACCGAGCAUUCGACGCGAUUGUGCAAGAAAACGUGAUCGAGUUCAAGCUCGGCCAAGGGGAUUUGGUCAUUUUCAACCAGCGCCGGAUGUUGCACGGCCGAGAAGCGUUCGAGUCCGUGUCAGACGGCGUCCGCCAUCUUCAGGGCACUUAUGUCAACAUUGACGACUUUCUGUGCCGGUACCAGGCCCUCCGCCAUCGGAACAACGUCGCCGUCUCGGCCGCCGUCGGUACCAUGCGCGUCGGCAACCAGUCGUAUUAACAUGAAUCCAAACACGCCCGCGCUUGCGAUUUUCCCAUCCUGCAACGCCAUCCCCC